Messenger RNA from Striga hermonthica, 2181 nucleotides. NCBI's taxonomy places the organism in Eukaryota, Viridiplantae, Streptophyta, Magnoliopsida, Lamiales, Orobanchaceae. The record is from the annotation of a GenBank genome assembly.
AUGUCGAGAAGGCCGGUUAGCAUCUCGAUAUUGCUACUUUUUUUGGCGUCCGUUUUCUUGUCUGUUGGAGCCACGAUUUCGUACGACGAUAAAGCCUUCGUUAUCGAUGGCAAACGCAGAAUUCUCAUCUCGGGCUCCAUUCAUUAUCCAAGAAGCACCCCUGAGAUGUGGCCUGAUCUUAUACAGAAGGCUAAAGAUGGAGGAUUAGAUGUCAUACAAACUUAUGUGUUUUGGAAUGGCCACGAGCCGACACGUGGCAACUAUAAUUUUGAGGGGCAGUUUGAUUUGGUCAAGUUCAUCAAGCUCGUGCAGAGGGCCGGGCUUUACGUCCACCUGCGCAUCGGCCCUUACGUUUGUGCAGAAUGGAAUUUCGGGGGAUUCCCUGUUUGGCUGAAAUAUGUACCAGGAAUAGAGUUCAGAACAGAUAAUGAGCCUUUUAAGGCUGCUAUGCAAGGAUUUGUUGAGAAAAUUGUCAACUUGAUGAAGUCAGAAAAUUUAUUUGAGCCCCAAGGAGGACCAAUAAUAAUGUCCCAGAUAGAAAAUGAAUAUGGACCAAUAGAGUGGGAAAUUGGUGCACCUGGUAAAGCUUAUUCAGCUUGGGCAGCAAAAAUGGCUGUGGGUCUUGACACUGGUGUUCCAUGGAUCAUGUGCAAGCAAGAACAUGCACCUGCUCCCAUGAUAGACACAUGCAACGGUUUUUACUGUGAAGGCUUCCGGCCAAACAAUCUUAAGAACCCGAAAAUGUGGACCGAAGCGUGGACCGGCUGGUACACAAAGUACGGUGGACCAAUCCCUUUCAGACCGGUUGAAGACUUGGCUUUUUCAAUCGCAAGGUUUGUUCAGAACAACGGGUCGUUCUUCAAUUAUUACAUGUACCAUGGAGGAACGAACUUUGGCCGGACAGCAUCCGGUCUCUUCAUUGCCACCAGCUAUGAUUAUGACGCCCCUUUGGAUGAAUACGGACUUACGAAUGAACCGAAAUAUGGCCAUCUGACAAAUCUACACAAGGCAAUUAAGCAAUGCGAGCCGGCUUUAGUAUCUUCCUACCCAACAGUCUCGUGGCCCGGUAAAAAUCAGGAGGUUCACGUCUUCAGAACAAACUCGGGAGCUUGCUCAGCAUUUCUCGCCAACUACGACACCAGAUAUUCCACUAAACUGACCUUUCAAAACAAGCAAUACAAUUUGCCUCCUUGGUCAAUCAGCAUUUUGCCCGACUGCAAAACUGAGGUUUACAACAGUGCCAGGAUUACCUCCAAGGGUUCAACCGCUAAGAUGAUACCCGUGGGAGGAGGAUUAUCUUGGCAGUCGUAUAACGAGGAAACUCCUUCUGCAGAUGAUAGUGAUACACUUCGAAUGCAAGGUCUAUGGGAACAAGUGAAUGUUACCAGAGAUAACUCGGAUUAUUUAUGGUACCUCACUCAAGUCGAUAUCGAUUCUGAUGAGGGAUUUCUAAAGACCGGAAAAUGGCCUUCUCUAACAGUUAUGUCAGCAGGCCAUGCACUGCACGUUUUUAUCAAUGGCCAGUUAUCAGGAACUGUGUAUGGGAGCCUGGAGAACACGAAAUUGACAUUUAACGGCAAUGUGAAUUUGAGAGCUGGAGCAAACAAAAUCUCGUUACUUAGUGUUGCUGUGGGUUUACCAAAUGUGGGCUUGCACUACGAGACUUGGAACACAGGAGUCUUGGGUCCCAUCACCUUGAACGGCCUCAACGAGGGUACACGAGACUUAACAGAACAGAGCUGGUCAUAUAAGGUCGGUCUGAAAGGUGAAUCGCUCAAUCUCGACACUGUUACCGGAAGUUCCUCAGUCGAAUGGGUUCAAGGAUCCCUUUUAGCUCAAAAGCAACCCCUAACGUGGUACAAGACUACUUUUGAUGCACUUGAAGGGAACAACCCAUUGGCAAUAGAUAUGCUUAGCAUGGGAAAAGGUGAAGUAUGGAUUAACGGCAACAGCAUAGGGAGGUACUGGCCUGCUUAUACAGCAAAAGGAAACUGUGGUAAAUGUUAUUACGCAGGCACGUUUUCGGAAAGCAAAUGCCAGAGUGGCUGCGGCCAGCCCUCUCAGAGAUGGUAUCAUAUCCCACGUUCGUGGCUCAAGCCGAGUGGAAACCUCUUAGUCGUGUUUGAAGAAUGGGGCGGUGACCCGUCUAGCAUUUCCUUGGUUACUAGAACAGCAUCAUGA